AUGUAUGGACACAACCGUCGAUCGCAAGGGGAGGGGAAUUUUGGAAAGAAUCACCGCAAGCAUGGAUCGAAUCGUCAUCAUCAACGCAAACAGUCUGGAUCCAAGCAGAGAUUCGGCGGUGAUUCUGGAUCCAAUCGUCGAAGAUAUGGAGGAGGCGCGCAGGGUAUCUUUGAUCGCUUGUUGAAUGAAGAUCAACAAAUGACUGGGACCGACGCGAUUCGUUUCUUGGAAGGAAUGGCUGCCUUCAACUCCAAGCCUUUGCUGUUGGAGCUAAUGUUGCAUCAGCAAAAACAUGGGAUCAAACGGAUUGGAGAGAUCCUUUCUUUUGUGGGCAGUGAGGGUGAUCUCACAAAACUUUUCAUUCCAUUGCUGAAGCAUGGCAUCAACGAAGAAACGUCGAAGCCUCUUUAUCAAAAGAUGCAGAGCCCGUACUUGCAUGCCGUCUAUCUUGUCCCAGGUAUCAUGGAUUUUCUUGCCGAAUGCGAAGAUUUUGUCACAUUUUGCUCCAAAGAAACAGCAGACCUUCUCUGUACAUUCUUGCUCAUUCUGAGUAAGAAGUAUGGCGAAGUCCGGAACAGCGAAGCCGUUGCGACCGUGGCAACAAACCUUCAGAAACGUGGUGAUGUCACGAACUGCGAAACCCUUCACGCUCUUCUAUUGCUGAAGGAGAAGGAACUCCGGGAGGAGACUUUGGAGCGACUCAACAGUAUCAACAACAACGAUCUCAAAGGUGCGGCUGCAUGUUGGGCCUCGGAUAUGGUUCCACCAGGCGGCCGUCACACAAACGAUCACUUGAACUUUCGAGACAUUUUAAUUGUUCCACCAGCGGACGAGCUCAAUUGCUUGGCAGUCCCAUAUUUGCCACUGCAGAGCAAAGAGAAUAGAAUCAUUGAAGAUGAAGUGUCUUAUCUUCUUGAUCGAAACUUUCGGUUGCUGAGAGAAGAUGUCUUGAAGUCCAUGAUAAGCUCCUUAGAAGAACGCAGGAGACCUUGGCAUAACGCACGUAUCAUUGGAAUGGAUUUCAGCCGAGGCCAGAGCGCCAUGUCCUUUUUGGUGCAGGUAGAUCCACCUCAGCAGCGAAAAAUCGAUUGGGCGAAGACCAGAGCAUUGGGUUCCCAAACAAUUGUUGCAUUUCUGGAUGAAGAUGGUGAGGUUGUCAGAACGGGAACCAUUUCGAUCAGCAACUGUGACGAUAAGAAGGGCGCCAGACACGACUGGCUGAACCACCCUACCGGCCCUAUCAUAGGAGUCACAAUUGAAGACAGCGAUGCUUUCGAUGAAGCUUUGGGAGAAGCUGCAGUGAACAGACUGAUGCUCAAAGCAUACAACAAUGCGUUUCAAGAAAAGCGGUUCCCUGCUGCUCGAGGAAUUGUCUCACAAAUGAAGACUUAUGAGAUGAUUGAAGUAUCGAAAUCAUUCUUCGCAUACAGUUCCAUCUUGAAAGGACUUCAGAACUUGGAUGGACUGCCUUUCCAUGAUGAAAUACUGAAAGCAGAGACACCUAAAGAUGGCAUUGCUGUUCCUGAUUAUUUUCCAAAUGAGCUGACCAUUCCGAAACUGGGGGACAAACCAGCUUUCAGGAUUCAUGUGGGGGAGGAGGAUCUAACACCCGAAUUUCUAGAGCAAAACUCAACACUCGACACUUCUCAAGCGAAGGCUGUAAGACAUGCUUUGACAAAUAGAGUUGCCCUCAUUCAGGGUCCCCCAGGUACUGGAAAGACAUUCAUUGGUGGCCUGAUUGCUCAGAUUAUUUUGCAAAAUACGAAUGAGAAGAUCCUUUGCUUAUGCUACACAAAUCAUGCAUUGGAUCAAUUUCUUGAGCAUCUACUAGAAGCCGGAAACAAAUCCAUUGUACGUCUCGGAGGCAGAACCAAGUCUGAGGCAUUGGAAGGAUACCAGCUGUUUCACUUGUCAAAAGCAAAACGGGACGAGAGGGGAUCAAAUCGAGGCAUUCGUAUAGCCGAUGCACAGUUCUACAAAGAGCGUGAGGAGAUUGAAGAGCUACUCAAAAUAUUUCAGGCUCCGGUGCGUUGGAACUUUCCCAAUGGUGGGAUAGCGUCAAUUUUGAGGAAGGAGUACCCAAAUGAGUACCAGUAUGUUCAGGUACCAAGCACAGAAGGCUUCGAAACGGUCGGAAAGAACAACCAAAAAAUGAAAAAAAAUUAUCUAUGGGAAGAAUGGGAGCAAGGCAAGAAACCACCAGCGUUUGCUAGUGAAGCUCCUAUUGGGAGCUUAGAGGGCUUUCAUGAAUUCUGGAACCAGCCGAAGUCUGAGAGAGCCGCUUUCGUACUCGAACUAAAGGAGCGAGUAUUGGAAUCUUCCAGAAUGGAGCUUCAGUCGCGUCUUACACAAGUGAAAGAACUCGUGGAGCAACGAGAUGCAGCCCGGCGAAUAGCCGACUUGCAAAUCCUGAAGGAUGCAUCCAUUAUUGGGGCAACAACUUCCGGCGCCGCCAAAUAUCAAGACAUCUUAAAAUCCAUUGCUCCUGGCGUGAUUAUGGUCGAAGAAGCUGGUGAAGUCCUUGAGAGUCAUGUUCUAACUGCGCUCUCAUCAAGGGGUAUCGCUGGGACACUCUCUGAAGAUACGAAACAUUUGAUUCUCAUUGGAGACCACAAGCAGCUUCGGCCCAAGGUUGACACCUACGAGCUCACGAAUGUCUCAAGAAAGGGAUUCGACCUUGAUGUCUCUUUAUUCGAAAGACUUAUCCUUGGUGGAUUGGAGAGCUCCUGUCUCUCUACGCAGCACCGAAUGCGGACUGACAUAUCGUCCUUCAUCAGGGCACAGACGUAUCCUCGCCUCAUUGAUCACCAAUCUGUGAUGACAUUCCCUGAUAUUCGAGGCCUAUCUCAGAAUAUCGUUUUUAUCGACCAUGACAAUUUGGAGGAUGCUCGGGAAAGGGACGAGUUGGACGUGAACCAGACCAGUACGAGCAAGUCCAACCAGUUCGAGGCAGAGCUCGCUGUUGAAACAGUCCGGUAUUUGUUGUUGCAAGGAUAUGCACCGUCCAAUCUUGUUGUACUGACUCCGUAUUUGGGACAAUUGAAGAAGAUCGUACGCCUAAUGGAGAAAGAAUUACGAGAUGUCAGUGCAUUCAUUAGUGAAAAAGAUCUCGAGGAUUUUGAUAAGGACGGCGAAGAGGACGAGCUCAACGACUUUAACAAAGCAGAAAGUAGGACGGUGCGAUGCUCCUCGGUGGACAAUUAUCAAGGCGAAGAAAGCGAUAUCGUUAUUGCGUCCCUAGUUCGAUGCAAUGACCGAGGAACUAUAGGCUUUCUUAAGGAACCGCAACGAGUGAAUGUUCUCUUGUCACGUGCAAGACAUGGCAUGAUCAUCAUUGGGAGCUCCAAGACAUUGCUGCAGACAACUGCAGGAGAGCAAACCUGGGGCAUAUUGCUGAACAUGAUGGAAGAAAGGGGCCAAAUCAAGUCCGGCUUACCAACCGUGUGCCGUCUACAUCCAGAAGAUCCACCACUCGAAUUGUUCGAGUGGUCAAAGUUUCGGUAUCAUCGCCCUAACGGAGGAUGUCAUCGAUCCUGCAACUUUCGACUUGCUUGUGGGCACGUGUGUCCAUUAAAGUGUCAUCCUAUAGACCAAGACCAUUCUGUUGCCGAGAAGAUGUGCGUCGAAGCUUGUCGACGAAUUCCUCCAGAAUGCGCACACGGGCACCCAUGUACAAAACGAUGUAAUCAAGAAUGCGGACACUGCAAGACACUCAUGGGUCCAGUCACUUUGUCAUGCGGUCAUGUGAAGCAAAGGAUUACGUGUCACGAAAAUCGAUCUCCAGAGGCGCUUGAAUUGGUGUCAAAACGUUGCGUCGAAAGAGUAGAGACCACAUUUUCGUGCGGUCACAAGACAUCAACAACUUGUAGCAAUGCAAAAUCGGAGAAUCCCGUUUGUCCCGAGCCGUGUGGGCAGGUUGUUGAAGGUUGCCUUCAUCCGUGUGCAAACAGGUGCUCCAAGUGCGACGGGAAGCAUAUUUGUAGAAAAAAAUGUGGAAGGACAUUGUUUUGCGGACACGACUGCGAACUCGCGUGUCAUCACGGAACGGAGUGUCCUCCAUGUACUAAAAAAUGUGUCGCUGUCUGUGCUCAUUCGAUGUGCUGCAAGAGCUGCGGCGAUUCCUGUGCAGCAUGUGUUGAGGAGUGCGUUUGGGAGUGCGAACAUCGUGAGCGAUGCGACCUUGUUUGCGGUGCUCCAUGUACAAGGCUUCCAUGCAACGAGCGCUGCAAAGAGAAGCUUCGCUGUGGACACCAAUGUCCUUCAGUCUGUGGCGAAGUGUGUCCUGGUGAAGAGUACUGUGUGGAAUGCGCCAGCGAUGACGUCAAAACAACAGUAGUCGACAUGAUCAUGAUGGAGAAGUAUGCCGAACAUGAUAUUGAUGCUGAUCCAAUUAUUGUUCUUCCAUGUGGACACUUUUAUGGGCUUGAGACUCUGGACGGCCAUUUUGAACUGGAUAAAGCAUACGAGAAGUCUUCAGAAACUGGAGAAUACGUUGCUAUCGAGCCUCUUUUUUAUUCUGAAAUCAAUGAUCGACCAAUGAAGUGCCCUGAUUGCAGGGCACCCAUCUCCCUAGUUCGACGCUAUGGACGGAUCCUCAACUACAAGUCUUUGCAAACUCUUGAACGCAAGCAUAUGACCGGCAUUCGAAAGACUUUCAAUGACCUGUCGCAAGCGAAAAAGAAAGACCUGCAAAAAAUGCUUAAUCUACGUAAAGAAAUAGAGGCGAGCCCGAUGAAACUGGUCCAGGAUGCGUGCCAGUCCCUCAACAGCGCGGAACAGGUCGAAGCUCCAGGUACUUCCUCUUCUUUGUUGUUGCAAUGGGUGAAAGUCACAGCACCGGCGUAUGGAGAGAAAGCAAAGAGUAUCGAAUCGAAGCAAUACAAGAAAGCCGCAGAGCUGUUCUUGGAAGGAAUCGCAUUGGCUGCUUCGACGGAGAGUUGGUUAUCUUGUGCGUCACUUCGUAUCGACUAUGUGAAGUUCUUGUUGCGUUUCCAAUCGUUUUCCGGGUCCAAGACGAUUCUUUGGGAGCAUCUAGAUUGGGUCAUUUUCGAAAUGCCAGUCCCCCAAGAAGAUCAAAUUGCUAUAGCAAAAGAGCUAAAGCAAAAGAUUGCUCAGAGUAACGACAAAGCAAUGCGAGAAGCGAUUGCGGCAAUGGAUGCCGGUCAAACUAACUGGAAUUUUGGGGGCGGAGGGGCUAGUGGGCACUGGUAUGAAUGCCCAAAUGGUCACCCUUACUUUAUUGGAGAUUGCGGAGGUGCCAUGGUUACAUCUACGUGCUACGAGUGCGGGGCACAAAUUGGGGGAUCGAGCCAUCGAGUGUUGGGUUCCAACCGUGCCUGGCGUGGUCUCGGAAAUUGA
Cylindrotheca closterium is the source of this 5358-nucleotide messenger RNA. Lineage: Eukaryota; Bacillariophyta; Bacillariophyceae; Bacillariales; Bacillariaceae. The record is from the annotation of a GenBank genome assembly.